AGAGUUGCAGGCCCCACCGACUGAACCAGCCAAGCACCGUGCAAAUCAAUUUUUUUAAAAAGUUUUGAACAUUAAAGCACAAAAUAAAAAGAACACAGCACCAUGCCUGGCUGUGCCAAGCCCCAGUAAAUGGGAGGUGUUUUUGUCCUUCCCUCUCUCCUCACCAACCUUUGCUGGUCGCACACCUCUCGCCCCUGCCACCUGUAAGAGCGGUCUUCACCCACCACCUCCUCCCCUGCUUCCAGUCCCACCAGCCACCAAAACCUUCCAGUCUCCCCUCUCCGUUUUCCCAGUGGCUGCCCAGCUGUGUCCCACCCUCGUGUCUCUUCCUUCCUAAAAAGUUAUCUCAACUUCCCCAACACCACCCUUUCCCGGCCUUCCUUCUAGCUCUCCCCUUGCUUCUUUUCAGGCCCCUGCCGCCUAAACCGGGGUCUUCCUUAGGGUCCCAGGCAGAUGUCCCCGGUCCUCUCACUAGAUGUAGUCUCCCCGUGCGGGCUCCAGGCGCUCAGGCUUCCAUACCACUUGUGCUAAUAGCGCCCCACCUCUGUCUAACCAGACAGCUCUCCUAAGCUCCAGACCUAGGUCUCCACUGAGGACCCCAAGGGCUCUUCUCUACCCUGCACAGACUCACCCUUGGGCUUCUGCUUUUCCCAGCCACUUUUCCCUCCAGUCCUCUGAACUCUGUCACCAUCCUCCUGUCUGAAGGUCUCUACUCAAGCCCCUCACCUCUUCCCCCCAACCCCUUACACUCCCUCCACCCUCCUGGUGAAUUCCUACUCAUCCCCUGCAGGCCCCAGCUUAGACAGCCCGCCCUUCGGGAACCCUUCCCCACUCCUGGGGUUCCAUCAGGCCCUUCCACAUUCCCUGUCAGAGGGCACAUCACCCCAGACCGAGUUUCUUAUUGCCCCAUUGGCCUUUCCCACCAGACCGUGAGCUCCUUGAAACCAAGGACUCUGGCCAUCUGUUCAUUCAUUCAUUCAUUCAUUAAAUAUUUUCUGUGCACCCGUGUCAGGGCAAACAACACUGCUAAGGUGAUGGGUGCAGUGGUGAGCAAGUGGCCCAGGUUUUAGAUUCUGGCGGGAAGGCUCUGAGUAACCUGGUGGGAGCCUGCAGGUGUUGGGGGCGGGGCUGGGGAGCGAGAAGGAGGUGAAGGGACCAUAUUUCUGGAGCAUGGCCAGCCUUUUGCUAGGGCUCCCUAGGGUUCACUGAAGCCUUCUGCUUAAGCAGAGCCUUCUUUUUAAAUUUUUUUUAAAGAUUGUAUUUAUUUGGGAGAGAGAAAGAGAGCACAAGCAGGGGGAGGGGCAGAGGGGGAGGGAGAAGCAGACUCCCCGCUGAGCAUGCAGCCUGCCGCGGGCUCCAUCCUAGGACCCCAGGAUCAAGCCCAGCUGACCAAGCCACCCAGGCACCCCUCAGGGCCUUCUUUGUGGGGAGCGGGGGGGAAGACCGCACGAUUACCAGAGCCUUCCAGCUCAGCGGAGGGUCCCCAUGAGUCCAUCACAUGAAGGUUUAUGCUCAGACGGAGGGGACAGGCUUGCCUUGACCAGGAAAUUCUGUUUUGUUGCUUAUUUAUUUUGAAAUAAAUUAUGGGGGGAAAAAAGGAAAUAUUUAUGGACUCUAGGAAAUUGGUCCAAUAGUACAGAGUCCUGCGGGCUCCUUCCCUCAGCUUCCCUUGGUGGCGAUGUUGUCACAGAUAAAUACCUGAGGGCUCUAUCAGCCCCAGGAAAUCCCUGAGGGCCAUUAGCUAGACCAUAAGCCUAGUUCCGUGUCUCUGUGCAUGUUUGCCCGUGUGCGUGUGUGCACAGCUGUUUCUUUCUUUUUUUUUUUUAAGAUUUUUAUUUAUUUAUCUGACAGAGAGACAGAGAGCACAAGCAGGGGGAGUGGCAGGCAGAGGAGAAGGAGAAGUAGGCUCCCCGUGGUCCUGGGAUCAGCAUCUGACGCUUAACUGACUGAGCCCCCCAGGGGCACAGGGGUUUCUAUGAAGUGUUACCUCGUCUGUAGACCUGUGUCACCACAAGGGCCCCCAGAUGCACAGCAGCCCCCUCCCUGUCCCCCUGUGCCCUCCCCGGGGGGGGGGUGUCUUUCCUUCUGUUCAGCAUCCCACCCUUCUGGUUUGCCAGCCCCUCAGAGCGGGAUCCCAGGAAACAGAAGUGCACACGGGGAGGUCGGCGUGUGGAUUUAGAUGCACGGAGUGAGCCCCCAGAACCCGACCCCCAGCCCCCAGAAUGUUCCUUCUGCUGACAGCACUCCAGAUCGUGGCUCUAGCCAUGGCACAGAGCCAAGGGGAUGAGAACAAGAUAAUAGGUGGUUACACAUGCAUCCAGAACUCUCAGCCAUGGCAGGCGGCCCUACUGGCAGGUCCCUUUCGUCGUUUCCUCUGCGGAGGGGCCCUGCUGUCAGGCCGGUGGGCCAUCACUGCCGCUCACUGCGCACGCCCGGUCCUUCACGUAGCUCUGGGCAAGCACAACCUGAGGAACUGGGAGGCCACCCAGCAGGUGCUGCGCGUGGUUCGCCAGGUGCCACACCCCCAGUACAGCCCCCGGACCCACAAUAAUGACCUGAUGCUGCUGCAGCUGGAGCGGCCCGCUCGCCUGGGGAGGGCGGUGAGACCCAUCGCCAUAGCCAGUUCCUGUGCCGGCCCAGGGACUCCCUGCCACGUGUCAGGCUGGGGCACCACAUCAAGCCCCAUUGUCAGGUACCCCAACUCCCUGCAAUGUGUGAACAUCAACAUCUCCUCGGAUCAGGAGUGUCGGCAGGCUUAUUCCCAAGCCAUCACCGCGGGCAUGGUCUGUGCAGGUUCCCCCCAAGGUGGGAAGGACUCCUGUCAGGGUGACUCCGGGGGACCCUUGGUGUGCAAAGGACAGCUCCAGGGCCUUGUGUCCUGGGGGAUGGAGCGCUGUGCCCUGCCCGGCUAUCCCGGAGUCUACACCAACCUGUGCAAGUACCAAACCUGGAUCCAGAAAACCAUACAGAGCAAUUGAUUGCUGGUUUAACUGAACACCAGCUGCCCCCUUGCUUGCCCAGACCUUGCUCUCUGCACUCAAGACCCAGGAGUCCCGGCCCCCAGCCCCCUCCUCCCUCAGACCCAGGAGUCCUGGGCCCCAGCCUCUUGAUCCAGACCUCUGGCCCAGGACUCUUCCUUUCCCAGAGACGUUCUUGCAGGAUUUCUCUCCACAACCCCACAACACCAUUAUUCAAGGCCCCUUAGAUGCAGGAACAGGAGCAUGAAGGCACAAAACUGGCACCAACCCCCAAAGAAGACAUUUUUCAAAACUCUUAGUGUCUCUAAAAAGCAGAUAGGGGUGCCUGGGUGGCAUAGUGGUUAAGCGUCUGCCUUCGGCUCAGGGCGUGAUCCCAGCAUCAUGGGA
Ailuropoda melanoleuca (giant panda) is the source of this 3365-nucleotide messenger RNA. RefSeq names its product kallikrein related peptidase 14 (gene KLK14). Bases 2223 to 2978 code for a protein of 251 amino acids. NCBI's taxonomy places the organism in Eukaryota, Metazoa, Chordata, Mammalia, Carnivora, Ursidae. Gene Ontology annotation, molecular function: serine-type endopeptidase activity. Gene Ontology annotation, cellular component: secretory granule. Gene Ontology annotation, biological process: epidermis morphogenesis; proteolysis; seminal clot liquefaction. The transcript has 6 exons. The record is from RefSeq and is a predicted model, not a curated record.